Molecule: messenger RNA, 9217 nt
Organism: Numida meleagris (helmeted guineafowl)
Lineage: Eukaryota; Metazoa; Chordata; Aves; Galliformes; Numididae
Gene: FAM219A
Product: family with sequence similarity 219 member A
Exons: 6
Coding region: 108-632 (174 amino acids)
Source: RefSeq, a predicted model, not a curated record
CGCGGAGGGCGGCGGUGGCGGCAGCAGCAGCAACAUCACCCUGAGGAGCCGAGCAGCCCGGCAGCGCGAGGAGCCCCGCGGCCUUCUUGCCCGCCCCCGCCGCCACCAUGAUGGAGGAGAUAGACCGGUUCCAGGAUCCAACAGCUGCAUCUAUUUCGGACAGAGAUUGUGAUACAAGAGAGGGAGAGACUGUAGCCAUGAACUAUAAGCCGUCCCCACUCCAAGUGAAAUUAGAGAAGCAGAGGGAGCUGGCUCGGAAGGGCUCUCUGAAGAAUGGCAACAUGGGAAGCCCAGUUAAUCAGCAGCCCAAGAAGAACAAUGUGAUGGCACGAACAAGGCUCGUUGUUCCCAAUAAGGGCUAUUCGUCAUUAGAUCAGAGUCCAGAUGAAAAGCCACUGGUAGCCCUGGAUACGGACAGUGAUGAUGACUUUGACAUGUCCAGAUAUUCCUCCUCGGGAUACUCAUCAGCUGAGCAGAUCAACCAAGACUUGAACAUCCAGCUGCUAAAGGAUGGGUACCGGUUAGAUGAGAUCCCAGAUGAUGAGGACCUUGACCUAAUCCCCCCUAAAUCGGUCAACCCUACCUGCAUGUGUUGCCAAGCCACCUCCUCCACCGCCUGUCACAUCCAGUAGUGAGGCCGGCAGGCUGUGAUCAGUGCUUUCCACUAUAACUGUAAAACUUAACAGCCAUUGCUUCCUCCUAUGGUAGGACGUGCACCUCUUUGUGUUCAUGGAGCCAGGAGAAACCCAAAAAUUCAUUUUAUGAUUGAUUGAUAAGUUAUUUUAAACUAUGGUUAAACAAAAAACAAGUUGCUCAAAGUGCCAGGCAAUACCUGACACAACUGACUGGUCUGAAGAGUGAAUGCAGAAGGGUCGAGAGACCAUUCUGGGGCUUUUGUAGGCACCAGAGAUGUUUUGUAAGGUGUCAGUUCCAGAACAGAAAGUUGGGCUGCAGUUAAUCCUACCUUCCAAAACCAAUCCAUCUGCAACAUCAAGAGUGAAUCUGAGGUGUCAAGGGGUAUUACCUGAGGUCAUUUCAUAGUUCAUUCACUAAGCAUGAUUCGAUCUGUGUAACCAAAAUUAUACCACAACAGAGGCACAAAUGGCAGCAGAGCAGGGCAUCCUUUCUUAUGGCAGCUCUAGCUAGAACUAACACAACACAAUUCAUUCACUUGCAAAGAGGGUGAAUAGGUGGCAUUUCACUGUGAGUCAGUACUAGCUAGAGCUGUUGUGUCACAUAUCCAAUGCAAUCUACCUUUGGCACCACAUUAAGUUAUCACCAAGCACAUCAGAUUUGAUCUACAAUCCAUCCAUGCUCUUAGGGGAUUCAGUCUUUGACUGAGAAUGCCAUACUCAUGAAUUCAGUUCAGUUGAAUAUACUGACUUCAGCUUAUACUUAAUUCCUGUGAGACCCAUUUGCUUCCAAAAGUCUCAAACUUUGCUCGACUAAGAAAAAAUGAAACCUACUAAGACAGGAACUGAAGGUCAGCGCCAAAAAAUCUAGUAGAAGAAAGCAUAUUUUUACAGAGCUCGGCUGUUGAUAUUCUUUUGACACGGCAUCUCUUGGUACCUGUGGGAGAGAUUUGUUAACCUUGUGGUGUCAGACUUUAAGGGAUUUUUGAGCAACAGAGGGAUUAUGAGCAGAUUCAGCUGAAAAAAUGAAAAGCCACAAGAGGAAACCACUAUUUAUCGCAUCUCUGCCCACCUGUAAACCAAGCUUUAUCUGCUAGAGCUGUCCCACAUCAGGACCAACUGUGUCAGGAAAGCUGGCAUGACAUUAGAUUUCUGGACUGAAUUGCCAGUCCACCAACAGAUUGUUUUCAAUGCAAAAUGAUUUCUGGAAUUAGGAGACAUGUCCUCUCCUGCUCAGCUUUACACUGCUGGCUUCAGAAGACAUGGGACGCAGAUGGUGGACAAGCUGGCAUCAUUCUCUGAGAUGAAAACUUUUGACACAAGCACAACUGUGUCCUUUUCUGCUCAGCCAGAAAGACUGCCUGCCUUACAUCAGCACUUGCUUUAGAGACUGGUGGAGAGAAAAAGUUAGGGCAAUUUUAAGUUUCCUAUCAGAAUUCCCCUGGGCCACAAGAAAGAGCCUGAUCUCCACCCUGAGGAACAGAUCUGCCUCAAAUUUACACAUCAUGAUCUGAGUCUUUAAGAAGUCUCAUCUCUCUUAGUGAUGAGAAGUUCUCUUAGUGAUGAGAAGGACCCUUAACACCCUGGGUAUUUUUCUGUGCAGUACAAGGCAUGUUGUCAUCCACAGCAUAAGCAAAAGAGCAAGCAUUCAGGACUCCUGGGCUUCAUUCAGUAGCUGGCUUCAGGCAACUGUGAAAGCUGUGUUUGCUCCCUCCCUAAAACAGGACUAUUGCUCUAUCUGCCAAGGAACAGAAAGUGACUCAGCAGGCUUGUUUACUGAGCAUCUCUGCCUCCUAGUGCAGAAGUACUGAUUAACUUGCCAACUCCCCUAGGAAGAGAGUGUUCCUUGAUUAGAACUCCUCUCAAUUUCUCAUCAUAUAGCAAUGAUUAGGGGGAAUAUUUCAAAAACGUUUCUAAAGAAGAACAUAGCUUCCAGUCCCCAGUUCCUUGUUUCUUUUGUGUGCCUGCUUUCCUCUCCAGCGCUAGGUUAGGUGUGAGAUGAGCAAGUUGUCUGAAAGGGUGAGGGAAGCUCUAACAACACUCUGUAGGGAGAAAAUAUCAAGGAGUCUUUUUUUCAAGUGGGGAAUGUAGUCAAAACUUUAAAGAAACCCCAUGGUCUCAAGUAAAUCCUUUAGUACAUGGCCCAAUCUCUUUAAAGGUUCACACUUCCAAAGCAGGAUUUUGCAGUUCAGCAUCAGUACCAUAUAACAUCUUCAUUGCACUUGUCCUCCUGAGUCAGUGUCUGUGCCUUCUAGCCAGGCUGCACACACUCAGCCUUUCCCACAGCCCUUGCUCAGGAGCUCAGAGCAUAUUGGUGAGCUUGCUCAAGCAAUGAGGUGUCCGUUUCCAUGGGUCAGCCUUGGCAAACUGCAGAUCCCAUGGGUCACCUUCACACCACCUUUAUGUUUCGAGAAGGAUCAAAGGAGACAUGCUGAGAUUGAAUUUCUCAGAACUGUAACUCUCUGUAACCAUUGCACUAUGUCACCUGAACCAAGUCCGAUUUUUUUGCCCAUUGCUGCUUUUAUUUGCCUGCUGUGUGCCCUGAAGCAUUCUCCAGUUCCUCUAGCCACCCUCCACCCUUUCCAUUGUGUGAUGUGCACCUGCUCCCAGCAUAAGACCUUAAAGUCCCUUGGAGGGAAAUAUUCAUUUGCACAUGGGAAGGAGGGAGAUUAAUAUAAAUGUUAACUAGGCUAAUGCUUCCUCCAAAUACAGAGGGAAGCACAGACCCAGUGUUUUUCCCUACUCAUGGAAGGAUUUGGUUGCACAAAUAGCUGUUUUGGCAUGAUACAGGACCAUAAAAUGGUGAUUUUUUGGCUUCUCCUCUCUAUGCUUUGUGUUCAUAUAUUUUAUUAGGGGAUUAAAGUAGAAAUGGUGGGGAUAAGUAGUUACCUGUGUAGAGUCGUUAUCAGGAAGGCUGAAUGAAUUAAGGCAAUGCACGUGUGGCUAUCAUAGAAAACUGAUCACUAACCCUUCUGAACUGCAGCCCCUUAAUCAGUUACGACCAUGAGGUAUGGCUGUUGGCUUGAUACAGAACAUGAUGGCCAGCCCGGCAUUAUGUGUUAACAGUGGAUUGGGUUGGCUCUCCCUGUCAGCUCUUGUGUUCAGACUCUUGUUUCAGCCAUAAGGUUUUCCUUGUGCCCUCACUAAAGGUUAUGUUGUGGUGGGUUCCUGGGAAGGAGUACACAUACGUGGCCAUUCUGCCACUGCUCUCUUAACGCCAGCAGGUCUUCUGCUGCCAUGGCCUCGAGAAGGUAAAAGCAAAGAGCACAGCCCCUGACUCUUUGCUGCAGCAUUGUAAAGCCAUAAAAGCUGUAGAGAUGCUGGGUACUCUCCAAACUGCAGAUUGUUUGCAAGAAAGAGAAUUGUUUCUUUGCACCAGUGUUUGCAUCAUACCAGAUGGCCUUUUCAGGCCCUAUUUUCAGUCCAAAGUGUACAGAAUACCAGAGGGAGGGAUGCCACUGAGUAUGAAAGGUUGCAUUACUGUUCAUCUAAAUUACCAAGCAAUUAUGAUAGCUUCUUUACAGUGAUGCUGGCGCCUCCAACAAUGGAAUUUGAUGCCUCCUAAAGCCAGACUGGCUUUUUGCUCGGAUUUUAAGUACUUUCAGUCUCCAAAUUACUGGAGUUUAGGCAAAUCCUUUCCUCUUAUCAGAUGUUAGCUUCGCCCUUUAGCAUGAGCUGUCUUUGGACUGCAAGGACUCAGUGCUCAAUGCUGUUUCUCCAGUGUGCAAACUCCCCAUUUCCAAAUGUCUGUGUAUCCUCCCAGUGUCAAAAAAGGUCCUUAGAUAGAAGGAUCUAGUCUGCUUUUCUGGUGGCUGUAUAAUCUCUGCCUCGAAGAAGGCUGAUGUCUAGAUGAUCAUCCCACAGGCUCCUUUGAUCUUAUCAGACCUAUCUUGAAGCCAGCCUUUGGAAGAGGCACUGGAUCAAAUCUGAUGUCACUGCAUGUCAACCCCCAUGGUGUACAUUUAGCCCUCCUGUCUGCUAUGCUCCUCUGGCCAUCUUGCCUGCAGAUGCCUUGCAACUGCAAAGCAGAGGGCCAAGCCUGAAGCACAGACUUCAAAAGGGACUUCUAGAUGCUGUGGUCACCCAUGGACAGGACAGACUCAGCUGCUUCUGGUUUGGCUCUCCAUGUCCUUUUGGAGAAGGAGGCAGCUGCUCUGCUCAGCUGUGUGCUGGCUAACAUAUUGGUCUGAGAUCCUGAGCAGAAACCUUCUCUCUCCAUGCAGUUUGUCCUCAGGGUGGCCUGCAAGCUGUACAACAACGCACAGGAAGCUUGAAAAGUGCAGCACCCUGCAUGUGACUCAACAGCAGAAUGAAGAUGCUUUUGAAGGAAGGAGAGACCCAGCUGAGCACCAGAUGGAAUGAUAGAAGGAAAACAGGCAAUAACUGGAAAGGCUGCCAAAUGCUGCCUUGGCCUAGGACAGGUCCCAGCAGUCCAAGUUUAUCUGUCUCAGUACAGUGCUGAUACCAUCAAGGAGCAAAGCUUGCUUUCAGAUGCACACUCAAAAAACACUGCGUCCCUGAGCUGGCACUGCAGCUAAGUACUACUGCAGGGAAUCUACUUGACCAUCAGAGCACAGAACUGAGAUCUGGGGCCCUUGCUGCUCUUGGCACAUGUUAGAUGCUUGCUUUAGUCUGAGACAAGCCACAUCCCCUCUAGACAUCCAUUCCCUUCUGCAACACUGGGAAGAAAUCUGCCUUCCCAUGACAGUACCACCUUGCAUGGAUGUUACCAAGUUUACAGUGAGCACCAUUGUUAGGAUAGCUCUGCAAGCAAGAUGCAAAAAGCAUGCUAUAGAAGUUCUACACAUAGCUUCAAAGUUCUGCAAAGAACAGCAAGACAACUUUUCUUUCCCUCACUUUACCAGCUUCUGGUUGUAUUCAUGUAUCAGAAUGCUGCAGAGUGGAGAUUCGUAGAGAGAUUAAGCAGCUUUAGGGGCAGAUGUUUGGCAAGGAUAUGUUUCCCAGUUAUUUGGCUGCUGCCUUUGCACAGCUGGCUACUCAGUGUGCAUGCUGACACAGAGAAUGUGUAGUAACAUUCGGUAGCCCAACAGCACCAUCCCCUGCUAGCAGAGUUAAGGGAUUUAGAAGUGCAGGUGGUUUUAUAACUCAGAUAGUGAGCUCUAAUUGCAUGGAAGAGAGCAUUGGAAUGCUCGUUUGUGAUAUUCCCAGGGCAGUUUCAUGCUUUUAUUUUUAGCAUUUAUGUAAUGAUAUGAGAUGCUUUUGUCUGGUCUCUUCCUUCAUUUUUCCAUUUUUCCUUCAAGCGCACAUGGAGUAUGGCUGCUCCUACCUCUACCAAAACAGGCUUUGUCACCUGGCUGCUGCUGGGCUCAGCACGCACAGGCUGCACGUGCCACCCUGAAUGUACCCUGGCUUUGGCCUCUGGCACCCUUCAGAGCUGACUCUUCACAGCUUCUCUCUCUCUGCUUUUCGUAUCUCUAAAGGAACAUUUUCAUAGUUGGUCAGAGUGUCCUCUAGGAGGACACAACAUCCCUGUCAUUUCCUGUCAAGGCUUUCUUGUGCAAGAGACCACUCCAGACCUUGAGCUGCACUUCAUCAGACAAACCUACCCCUUGCAGAGCCAUGCAACUCUGAAGCUGAAGGGCCAUCAGCUUAGCGCAGAAGAGCCAGUUGUGGCCUGGGAUUGCAUACAGAAGGUUAAUGCCACACUAACCCAGGUGCAGGCUUCUCACAGGGGCUGCCAUCUGAGAUUUCACUCCCUGUGUAGUGCAGCUGAACUGUUGCCUUCCUUCCCAAAAAUUACAGCUACUCCUUUCCUGUGAUCCCAAACACCGGUGGCAAUCCCUGGAUCACAGCAGCUAGAUGUUAUCUGGCUGAGCUUGCUGGAAAGGCAAGGGCAAGGGCUAACUGAAGGUACAUGGAGCAGAGCAUGCAGAAUGCCAUGGCACAGAGCAGAACACACACACAUCAGCAGGACAGACUGCAGCUUUCCCUGUCACCCAUAGAGAGCAACUCUUCCCAUUGCUUCCCAGACCAAAUUGCCAGCAGAAACUGGUGGUGGGUCUGAGCCUUUCUCUGAAAAGCUGCUUCAGCCAAAGAUGCAUUUGCUUCUGGAAGGAGCACAUCUCACUGAUUGCGCCCAGUCUGUGAAACAGCCAUUUCCAUUGCAACAUACAGUGAGAGGGGUAGUGGAAUUGUAUCAGGGAGUGGAAGGUACAAUUGAAACCUCAUUAAAAUGUUGCUUUCAGAUGCGUCACUGGAAACGGAGCAGUAAGCACCAGGAAAAGAAGGGCCACCAAAAGGCUGUGCUGAGAUAUGUCCUGUUACCUGCUGAGGUGUUUACCCUUUCCUAGCUGCCCAUUUACCUGCCCCAGGUGAGGUCUCCAGAAAGAUGUGAUGUGAUACAGACCCAUGGAGAGCUGGAAAACUUGGGCCAGCUCUCCUGACAGCAGCCCAGCAGAAGAUGCAGCAAGUUUGGUGGUGGCCAGUGAGACAGCUGGGAUUUCCCUUUGCCCUCCUGAGCAGACCAGCAGAAGGCUGUGGGGCUGAGAGUCACCCGGGUGAUUUUAAAACCUUGGUGUGAGCCACCAUCACCCUGCUAGGGUCUGGGACUCAAGAUCCCUGCAUGAGCCUGACACCCAUGGGAGGCACGGCUGGGACAUCUGUCAGUGGUUCCCUUGUCCGCUGUGAAGCAAACGCUGGUAGGGGUGCAGUUCUGCAGAGAGAAUGGCUCUAGCAGAGGACAAAGUCUUUGCAGGGGAGAAAAUCCAGAAAGAUAUUCCCCUUUCUCCCCUUACAUGCAUUUAUAACCAUUUGAAAUCCUUCCAUAGGGACUAGUGAACAUUCAGUUUAAUAAAGAAGGGAACAAACCACUACAAACUAGCUUUCUGAAGGGUUCUGAAAGCAGACGCCACUUGCUUGCAUGCAGAGCUGCUCUGUGUCUAACAGGCAACUUCCAGACCUCACUGCAUCCUGCAGCUGGAUCCCUUUGUGUGCUGUGUGGGGCUGUGGUGGGAGAGCCAGAGCUGACCAUCACACCAACAGCUACAGCUUCCCAAACUAUGGAAGGGUUAGACAAGGAAGCGAGGAAAGCAGCAGCAAUGAUAGAAGUAUAAGUAGUUGUCACAGGUAAACUUCGGUAUCUAUGUCCAAUGGUUAGUUCUAGAAUUGCAAGCCUUGUUAUAUUGCAUACGUCCUCCUUUCACUCUUUUCUCAAAGCAGCCAUCAUCUUUCCCCACACCCCACCUUGAACUGGUGUUGAGCAACACAGGCAGUUGCGCCAAAAUGAUUCUCAGCCCCAUCCUGCAUUCUCCCUCUCCUACCCAAACCCAAAGCAGUCCAGACAGCUGUUGGCUAUCACAAGUCUUAACUUUAGUAACUCCACUUGAGUUUCUUUCUUUGUGUACUAUAGCUUCCUCCACAAGCACCCCAGCAGGGCAGUACAAGAGGCUCUGACCAUGUCCCAGGAAGCUUCUUUGCCCCCUGGCAGCACCCUGCAGACAUGCACCUUACUGGGAACGUAUGGGUCGAUGCUGGUGAGAGCCGGCACUGCUGACCUCAUGCGUCACAGCUGAUGGGGAUCCACCAGGGGAAGCUGGCAGGGAGUGGCUACUGUCCCUUUUCUUUUAAAUUUGGAGGGAGAGGGGGAUAUUUUUGGCAUUUAGAUUAUUGUCCACCUUCUAGUGGCCAAGUUCUGGGCUGCAUUAAUAAUUGGGGUUGAUGGGCUGUCUGGGCAGGUAUGGAGCUUCACACCGACUUCAACAGCACAUGCCAUGGCCGUAUCCAUGGCUGAGUUUCUCCCAUGCUGGCAAAGAGCAGGCUGUGCAUCCAGCAGGCUCCAGAUGACCCGGCAGGCAGGGAGGCAGCCCUCUUCUGCGUUCAGAUCGAGUCCAUUUCAUGUCCUCAGCUUGAAAGAAACUAAACCCAAGGAAAUGCUUCCAGGGUCUCCUUCCACCACGCAGUGCCUGGUGCCCAGCGGAGGCAUUUGUGGGUCGCUGAAAAUGGGAUCCUUCUGGGAUAUAUUUAAUGGACAUGCCUUUCAGGAGAGACCUCCCAACCUUUUCCUUAAUCUGAGAACAGGGGAUGAAUUUCCAGCUGUCCUUGCAUAUAGUGAAACAUAGCUGAAACAGCCAAAUGCAAAGUAGAGUUAAAUGUAGGGUUUGAUCUGAAUAACCUUUUAAUUAGGAAGAUAAAUUUGUUGUAGCUUGACCUUAGUCCAUGUUAGGAACCUGCUAAUCAUGUGACAUGCGGAGUGUAUUAAUGCUGCACUUAACUUGGCCAUUGGUUUUAUCAUCUGGUUUGGGGAGUUUUUCACCCCCGAAGCAUCAGUAUGUUCUUUUUUCUCUUUUUUUCCUGUUCAGAACAUGUAGCACAUGUAGUACUUCUGUUUUCGUCCGUGUAGAGUAUUGCCUUAAACAGAUUGGUUGUGUUGUGGUUUGUUUUGGGUUUUCUUUUUUUUCUACCAUCAGUUUUAUGCAUUAAUUUAUUUAAAAAAAAUGUGGUUUUUUUUUUGAAAAAACAUGGAACGUAUAAUAUUUUUUUUUAACAUUUCCAUGGCAGUAUUUAUCAUUGUUACUGGUUGUGUGUAGUGUUACAAUUAAUGAUAUUAAAAAGCAUACAUACAAAAA